Ogataea parapolymorpha DL-1 is the source of this 771-nucleotide messenger RNA. Its product is annotated as U1 small nuclear ribonucleoprotein. The coding region runs from base 1 to 771 and encodes 256 amino acids. Lineage: Eukaryota; Fungi; Ascomycota; Pichiomycetes; Pichiales; Pichiaceae. The transcript has a single exon. Gene Ontology annotation, biological process: mRNA splicing, via spliceosome. Gene Ontology annotation, molecular function: U1 snRNA binding; mRNA binding. Gene Ontology annotation, cellular component: U1 snRNP; precatalytic spliceosome; U2-type prespliceosome. The record is from RefSeq and is a predicted model, not a curated record.
AUGUCGGAUAAUAAGUAUACUCCACUGAUAGUGGAUCUUUUCACGCCCAAGGUGCCUCUUCAAUACCUGCCCCCAGCAGAUGUUCCUAUAGAGAAACGGCGAACGCCCAAAGUGGACGGAAUUGCGCAGUUCCUGUCCUCUUUGAAGGAACAUGUCGAAGAGUAUAAGGACUACAAGAACGAGUUCGUCAGCCGAGAGGCCAAGGCAAAAUUGAAGUCGCAGCAAAACAAAGAUGCACUUCAACGAGCGCUACUAAAAUGGAACCCGGAAACAGACACCAACAUUGCUGGAGACCCGUACAAAACCGUUUUCGUUGGAAGACUAGAUUACACAGUUAAUGAAAUAGAGUUGCGCGAAAAAUUCGCACAGUUUGGCGAAAUCGAUCAAAUCCGAGUCGUGAGAGACACCAAUACUGGGAAAAGUCGAGGUUAUGCUUUCAUCCUGUACAAAUCAGAGUCCGAUGCCAAGCUAGCGUUUCAGAAAGGUAAUAGAAUGGUGAUAAAAGAUCGUGCAGUGAUCGUAGACAUUGAAAGAGGCCGCGUGGUGAAAAACUGGAAACCUAGGAGACUAGGAGGUGGGCUGGGGGGGCGCCAGAUAGCACAGAAGCACAAACACAUAGAGCAACAGGAACCUGCUCCCAAGAUGCUGUAUCCGCCUCCAGCGUCUUAUGGGCGUGGAAAUUAUGGUUACCGAGGCCGUGGCGGAAGGGCUCCGAGACCAUAUGGUCACAGGCCCAACAGAACGCCCUACAACCGACCACCGAGGUACUGA